AUGUUCUACACUGCAGUGCUACCUGUUAUCAUCCUUGUCAUCACCCAGGCCUGCGGCCAGCACGAUUUGCUCACAUCCGACCCCGAUUUCAACUCUCUACUUCGACCACGAUUGUCGAUAUCAACGGAACGAGAUCCAGAAGCAAUUCCGCAAUCAAAAAAAAGUUGGCAAUUGAAACGUUUCACCUACAAAACGGUUAACGGAACGACAACUGUCACGGAUGGCCAGGGACAAAAUGUUCCUGAUGGUGGCCCAUUCCGCGUCACCUUGGGUUGA
Messenger RNA from Cooperia oncophora, 276 nucleotides. The record is from the annotation of a GenBank genome assembly. NCBI's taxonomy places the organism in Eukaryota, Metazoa, Nematoda, Chromadorea, Rhabditida, Trichostrongylidae.